Molecule: messenger RNA, 568 nt
Organism: Erpetoichthys calabaricus (reedfish)
Lineage: Eukaryota; Metazoa; Chordata; Cladistia; Polypteriformes; Polypteridae
Product: membrane-spanning 4-domains subfamily A member 12-like
Exons: 5
Coding region: 104-568 (154 amino acids)
Cellular component (GO): membrane
Source: RefSeq, a predicted model, not a curated record
AUGCAGCUUAGGAAUGCAUCAAACCUCCUUUUAAAACUUUAAUCAUAGCUCAGUCAAGUUACUAAGAAAUCAUUGUGAGUGAGGAUCUGCUGCUUUUGCUACAAUGGCUUCAUAUACUGUAUAUAAUCAACAAGGAGAUAAUGCAAGAUAUUAUGUACCUUCUACUGUCCAGGGAAACACAGCCGGCUCUAGACCUGUUCUCUACCAUCUUUCAGAAAACCAGAAAAACUGUUUGAAUGGUGAACCGAAGGCUUUGGGGGUUCUCCAGAUCUUGAUUGGAAUGCUAAACAUCUUUCUUGGCAUCAUUCUUUUUACAAGUUUGUCAUUUUUGAAAUAUACUGGUAUUCCUAUUUGGGGAGGUAUAUUUUACAUCAUUUCAGGAUCUUUGAGUGUUGCUUCAGACAGAUAUCAUCAUCGAUCCUUGAUUAAUGGAAACUUAGCCAUGAAUAUCAUCAGCAGCAUUUCAUCUGGUAUUGGAAUCUUCUUAUGUGGUUUCGAUUUGAUUAUGUUUAUGGAUGUAUAUGACAGUUAUAUGUAUGAAUUCAAAUGUAGCUUUCAAAGAACCUAA